GUGCUGUAAAGGGUUAACUUUAUCUCACGAAUUUGAAACCUGCUCGCUUGCCAGCAGUAGUGCUGUGUGAGCUUGUCUGGGGUACAAAACGGCUGAGUCGUCCCUCGAAAAGCACUCGGGCAAAACUUUUUUGAAGGCAACUGCUUCCUUCAGUGGGUAAACCAGGGUCAAACGGGACUGGAUGUUUGUAGUACCAGGAAUGCCAUGGCUAACCAGAACAACGAGGAUUACUUUAGAUUCAACAGCAACGACUCAAAAACGUAUAUGGUGAUCCCGGCGGCCAAGCGAGGGGAUGGUACAUCUUCAAAGCUAUGGGUCGCCAUGGUGGUCACUGUAGUAAUUGUGCUACAGAUUGCGUCUACCACGGGGCUGUUCGUUUAUUUCAACAUGUCGAUUUCACAGACAAAAAACCAAGGUGUGACUGAGGAGCUUAAAUGCCUGAAACUCCUGAACAAGCUAGAAGAUACAAUCGCUGGAGGACAGAUCCCAGAGGAAGUGAGGGUGUUCAUGGAGCCCUGCAUGAAAGUGGCAGACAGCAUCAAGUCCUACAUAUCCAAGGUUACUGAAAAUGCCAUCAGGAGACAUGUACUUCAAGAAGCAAGAAAUAUUCCAAGGAGUUUCAACACAUCGGAUGUUCAGUUUGUGAGCGAAGUCACCCAAAGACCUUCCGCACACCUUUCUCUGAGGGAUGCCAGCCAUCAACCACACGAUGAAUCCCAGAGCAACGACUUGCACCAGUCUUGCCGUCACCCCAUCAGAAACUGGGACACCGGCAGCUUCGGGUCGCACAUCCACAACAUGAGCCUGAGCGAGGGGUGGCUGAAAGUGCCCCGGGACGGCCGCUACUACCUGUACUCUCAGGUCUACUUCCGCUACCCCUCGGACUCCUCCCUGGACCCCCACAACGCAGCCCCGGAGAGCCACAGUAGCAGCAGCCACCAGCUCGUCCAGUGUGUCUACAAGAAGACGUCCUACCUGAAGCCCAUUCUGCUGCUGAAAGGUGUGGGCACCAAGUGCUGGGCGGAAGACGCAGAGUACGCCCUUCACUCUGUCUACCAGGGAGGGCUGUUUGAGCUGAGAUCAGGCGACGAGGUCUUUGUGUCGGUGUCGUCCAUGCCCAUGGUCUACGCCGACGAAACCUCCAGCUAUUUCGGGGCCUUCCGACUUGAUCUGUGAGCGUGACGGAUCGUAAAAUUAAUAUUGCAGAUGCAUGGAUCCUGUGCAGGUUGUUAAUGUGAAGGGAAGAGGGGGAGAACCAUUCUUAUGAAUUUGUCUUUAUUUUUCUGAAUCUUGCAUGUAUUCAGAAGAAACUUUAAAUCUUGUCCUGUUUACUCUUUGGACAUUAAACAUGCCACUGCCAUCUUUUGAAGAAAAGCAAAUCUUGUUGAUAACUCUGGCCUGGAUAAGAAAACAAGUCAAUAAUUCUUACCAUUCCCUGAGGUCACCACUAUAAAUGAGAACCUCUUUGCCCAACCUGAUUCAAACAGUACACAUUUGGUGGAACAUGCCCCACAGUUACUGCUGCUUCUUAUAUCCAAAUACGUUUUGACUGUUCCAUUUUAAAAUGGUAAAUGGGAUCUAAUGAUUCCUGGUCGCCUGAGCUUGAAUGUAGCUUUCUUCACAUAGUCAAGCGAUUUGAAAAAUCUUCAAUGGAUUAUCAGGCAAGGUAAAAAUGCACUACACAGUUUGGCACGGUAGUUACAAAGCAAAGGACAAACUAUCAGAAGAUACUAGUUUGGAAGCUCUUGCAUCACAACUGACCCACUCACUGAACCAGAUUCUGAUUGGCUCCCACCCCAACCAUCAAGUGGAGCAGAAACAGGAUCUUGACUGGGACCGAGACAGGACCAUCCUUUCAAUUCUGUAUGUUGGCACAGCAGUUUAUCCGAAACCUCUUUCGUGAUGGCAGACACCUGGAAUGUGGACCCUUCACCUUUCCAUAAAUCCUAGAAUAAUCCGAGUACUGACAAGAAAAAAGGGUUGGUUCAGCAGGUUGGUUGGGAAUGUGGGAGAAUACUAUGCCUUCACCCUUUUGAUUUUACUAUGGCCUAAGGCCUCACUGUAUAAAAUACAUACAUUGAAAAUGUAUUGAUUUAUAUUUCAGAUAUAGUUUAUUUGGCCUGACAUUAAAUAUAUAGUAAUUAUAUUCUGGAAUAUUUUCAUAUCCAUAGUUUGUUUUGAAAAAUGAAUUUUAGUGAUCAGCAAAUGUGUUUUAGAUAUAUUUCAUAGGUUUGAUAUUUUUUUUUUUUUUCAAAGAAGCUUAAGACCAUAUUUUAAAGAAAUGAGUGACGAUAAAUCCAUUACAGCCCUAUGCAUUUAUCAGGGAGCUAAUGCUUGUUAUUACGACCUGCAACUAAAGUUUGAAAACUUGAUAUCAAAAGACAUUAAGACCUUGCUGCAGGGCUAUAGAAUAGUUGUGCACACGCACACAAUGUGUACCAACGGAUUUGGUCGGGACUUGAAGAUUUUCUUCCAGCUAUAAUUUUCUGUGAGCAGACAGGAACAUUCUCAUGUCAGCAUCAGCAGCCGUCAGAAACCCCCUUCUGAGUUAUUUUUUGCACGGCGAAAUUAAUCUCUUCUCAGAUUCGAAGUGAAAUAUAAAUAUUAAGCCUAACCUAAAACUUUUGUCUUUUGUUAAUUUUAUAAAUGUAUAAUGAUUUGGUUCUAGAUGGUUUGGAGUUUCUGGCAGGGUUAGGCUGUACCUUGCCUUGCUGGUGCUACUAUUGACAUUUAAAAUCCUCUGUUAUAUUUGUGACAGUACUUCACUGCAGUUAUAGUCAUUCUACAGUUACAGUUACAGUGAUAGGGGACAAUGCAUCACUCCUGUGGAAAAUCUGAUUACUGUAACAAAAUUAGUUUAGUAAAUCAGAUUUAAUGUUCCAGUUGCACCCAGAAAAGAAACAAAGUAAAAGUGAUAUAAAUUGGAUGAAGUCUUGUGCGUAUCCCCAAAAACACACCGCUUAUGAUGUUUGUUAAAAUCGAUUUGCUUUAUUAAGUUUUAGAGAAGAAAAAUGUUGUUGUUUUUUUCCUUAAAAGAAGAGAACACAAAUACAUUUUCAGUUGUACUUUUGUAUAUAAACUUAGGACUGCUGUCCCGUAAGGUAACUCCAGUUGAUUUUUUUGGAUGCUGAAAAUCUUACACCGUACAUAUUUUUUUUCCCGAUUUAUAUAUUAUACUUUUUUGUUUUGCACAUCAAUGGCAUUUUUGCCAUCUCAUAUACUUCUGUGCAUACUAUAUCACAGGAAAUAGUGUUUUUUUUAAAUAGGUUAACAAGUGUAAUCUAUCCCAGAGAAAGAAUAUAAAGUUUAGAAUAGAACGCGUGAAAGUGUGCUGGAUGCAAAGGCCAUUGAAGGCCCCGCUGGUGAAGCUGUUUCAAUGCUUUUGUUUCUACAGCAUUUGAAUCCUGAAACUGUAAAAGGAUAGAAACAGGGGCUGGAUUGAUACGACGACGAACCGCAAAUGGCAUUGGUAUACAUGUUUUGUCUAACAGACAGAUUGUGAUAAUACUAUGCAAACACAUUUUACUAGUGAAAAACAGUAGGUUGUUUUAGUUGAAAUUCGGUCCAAGAUCAUCAGCCCUUCUUGUAGCGACUCAUGUUGUAAACUGCACACUGCUUGGUAAGAAGACUAAAGUAUUUUAAUAUCUGUAUCAUUUCUAAAAAAUGUAUUGUUUAAAAAUGCUGUUUAGAACUGCUAAGAUGAAUAUUUGUGAAAUCACAGCAUUUUAGGAUGAACUCUGUUACAGAUGCAUGGUUAUACUUGUUGAUGUUUUAAAAUAUAUGGAACAGGAUCCCUCCUGCAUUUAGCUUGGAAAAUUGUGUGCAAUAUCAACAGGUAUAUUUUAUUUGAAAACUUAAAAAAAAAGUUAAUCUCUCAAUUUUAGAAAUACUAAAAAGAAGCAUAAUACAUUCAAAUGACAAACGUUUCGACCAGAAGCCCUUUUUAUUGUCUUUAAAAUGGAAAUGUUUGUCACUGUAUUAAUUACAUUUUAGUUUGUAUUUCUAAAUCCAGCACUGUUGAGUAUUUUAUAGUUCUGGAUGAGUUCAUCUUCAAAACCACUGGUGCACAGUGUGGCUGUCAUUAUUUUGAAUAGGUGUGAGUGGGAAUCAUUGUUUUGGGGUUGGGUUGUCAUUAGUACCAGUGCUUACCGGGUAGCUCUGUUACUGAAAUACUGUGGUAAAGUGUAUUAUAUUCUUGUUUUAACUGUAAAUAGUAUGACGCUCCUUAUACUUUCAUACAGUUGUAUCGAUGUGGAAACCUUUGCACGCCUUAAGGGUCUCUCACAAAUGUGAACUGAACCAGUUUUUAAAAAAUGCAUUGUUGCCAUGUAGCUGCGGAUGGUUUUAUAAAUUUGUAUGAAAAGAUGAAAGCAAGCACCUUCAAAGCCUAUUGAACAAAGCAAGCAGAAGUCUGUAGAUAAUACGUGUUUAGAAAAACCCAAAUAACAUUGUAACAUGCAACUGCCAUCUCUGAAAUGCAGACUGCUCAACUUCCAGGGUGUACUGUACCUGUAAGAAGUGUCGGCUGUCAGAAGAGGCUCUUUGGCCCUUUCUAGCACACCAUUUGCCCCGGUGCAUUACAUCGAAUGAGCCCCAAUGUUUUAGCUUUAGCUAAAAUGUAUGCAAUAACACUCACAGUAUGAAUUACUGCAGAGAAAAAAAAAACAGAUUCAAAUAAGUAGGCAUACCAGUUCCUGAUGUAAACAAGUUGCUCAUUGGGAAGUUGCGAAUUCGAGUCAGACUGGUAGGACAGCAUAAGGUGACACGCAGAGACAGCUUGAAUGUAAUGGGGACUUAUUUUUUUAAAGAAUACUACAAAUGUGGAAAUGUGACCCCAUUUGCUGGGGGUUCACAGUAGAUAAUUAAAAAGGCCUAACCCUUAUGCAAAAAGAUGUUAUUUCAGCUUGAGAUGUGAACAUAAUGUAUGCAUUUUUUCAGUGUAGCAUCCACACCACUAUGUCAAUGGAUUUGCACUGUGACAAUAUGAAGGAGAAGCAUCGCGUUAGUAUUAACAAUUGAACCACUAAGUUGUUGGGAUCACAGGCUGUCACUAUCUGUCCUCAUCAGCUUUCUUAUUGGUCUUCUGUACAGCUUGAUUAAGCACUUGUAUUAUUAUGUGUAUAUUUAGCAGACGCCUUUAUCCAAGGCGACUUACAGAGACUAGGGUGUGUGAACUAUGCAUCAGCUGCAGAGUCACUUACAUCUACGUCUCACCUGAUAGAUGGAGCACAAGGAGGUUAAGUGACUUGCUCAAGGUCACACAAUGAGUCAGUGGCUGAGAUGGGAUUUGAACCGGGGACCUCCUGGUUACAAGCCCUUUUCUUUAACCACUGGACCACACAGCCUCCUAUAUACUUGUAAAAAUAACACUCCUUUAUUGAUGACUAACCCUGGAUUAAAAGACAUGAUUGAGGAAUUUAUUUUAUUUUAUUAUUGUUCUAUAACUUGUAAGAUAGCAAUUCUGUGUUUUUGUCUGGUGUUGGGGGAGUUUUACAGUUUUCUGUUAUAGUGAAACCUGAAUUAACAGGUUGCCAAAAUUACUGAACAUGUGUGGUUGUUUAUUCAAGGUGCCUCUAUCAUUAACAAAAUGUUUUCUUGGCUUUACCAACUAGUGAGAACAGAUCAGAUUAGUUCAGAGUUUUUACAUAUAUAUAAUUUUUUUUUUUUUUAAUUAAAAUGAGUAAUUUCUUUAAAAAAGCUAGUUUUUGAACCCAUUGUAAUAUUACAAAUCAGUGAUUAAAAUUAAACAUGAUAUUGUGUCAGUCUAAAAUGGUAUACAUGCGGUGUACACAUCUUAACAACUUGCCGGAGGAAAUGCUAGGCAUUUAGUGAAACGAGCCUCUACUGAAUCAUUUCAUAGCCUGACUUUCAGGAUAUGCAACUGUAGCACUUACUUUUUCAUAAAUGUGAGGACCAAAUGAAGUUCUCAGCAGUCUUAUAUUAAUCUCAAUUAUAAUUUACACGGGGUGCUUUUAAUGUUUCAUUGGUCUUUUACUGUGUUUUUAUGUAGAAAUGUACAAUGUUUAGGGACCACUUACUGAUUGUAAAUGUAUGUGUCUGUGAUAUGGCACUUUUUCACUUGUAUUUUUUCUGUAAAAUAAAACCAUGAUUCCUUUGAUGAAA
Messenger RNA from Acipenser ruthenus (sterlet), 6123 nucleotides. RefSeq names its product tumor necrosis factor ligand superfamily member 10-like. The coding region runs from base 205 to 1176 and encodes 323 amino acids. Gene Ontology annotation, cellular component: membrane. The transcript has 5 exons. The record is from RefSeq and is a predicted model, not a curated record. Gene Ontology annotation, molecular function: tumor necrosis factor receptor binding. NCBI's taxonomy places the organism in Eukaryota, Metazoa, Chordata, Actinopteri, Acipenseriformes, Acipenseridae. Gene Ontology annotation, biological process: immune response.